GGCAGCGGCGGAAGCAGCGUGAUUCAGCGCAUGCUUUAGGGAUAGGAGGUGACCUUACUUCAACAAUUCAAACAGUGGGGCUUGAAUUAAGUGGGGACAUUAUUAAGGUUUUAGAAAUGAUUUUCAAGUCUUCUUAGGAAAAUGUUUAUAUAGAUGUCUUUGUAGUUGUAACAGCUGUUUAGUUAGUGAUUAUAAAAUCAGUUAAUCCGGGAUUAAGAAUGGCAGAAGCACAGCAGGCUCGAGUGCAGAAAGCUGUGGAAGAUAUGGUUCAAAGUCUGGAAAGAGAUCACAUCCGUAAGAUGCAGGGCCGCAUGUUUCGCUGCAGCGCAGAAUGCUGCGAGACUCCAGGUGCCUCCAUGAACCAAGUACACCAGUGUAUAGACCGCUGUCACACACCAUUGGGUAAAGCUCAAGGACUGGUCACUAGUGAACUUGAACAAUUUCAGGAUCGUCUUACAAGGUGUACAAUGCACUGUAGCGACAAGGCCAAGGACUUGUUUGACUCGGGUGCGAAAGAGCCUGCCGUGCGGGCACUGAUGGACAGUUGUGUCAAGAGCUGUGUGGAUGACCACUUGAACCUGUUGCCCAGUAUGACCCGCAAACUGAAGGACACCUUAAACUCCAUACCUCAGUGAAGAAACAAGCUGCCAUACUGUUUGAUUAUGGCUAAACUAAAUGGUUGAAAUGGACUUUUGUCUUUACUAAAUGAAAGCGCUUGAUCUUGAAAAGGUUACCACUGGCUGUCACCUUAUUGUGUGUGAGUGGUGAAUGACACGUGUUUGUUUCUG
This is a messenger RNA of Paramisgurnus dabryanus, 788 nucleotides long. It is a transcript of the gene timcc, whose product is annotated as family with sequence similarity 136 member A. Gene Ontology annotation, cellular component: cytoplasm. The record is from RefSeq and is a predicted model, not a curated record. Lineage: Eukaryota; Metazoa; Chordata; Actinopteri; Cypriniformes; Cobitidae.